GGAGACCCCGUAGCGGGGGCAGGUGCGCGCGCAGCGGCCGUUGGCGGCGCUGAGGGAGCGCGAGCGCGCGGCCCCCGGGAGCCGCCGCCAUGAACAGCGUGGGAGGCGCCGACGAGAUCGGAAAACUGUUUGUGGGUGGCCUGGACUGGAGUACAACACAAGAAACUCUUCGUAGCUACUUCUCCCAGUAUGGAGAAGUUGUAGACUGCGUAAUAAUGAAAGAUAAAACAACAAACCAGUCUCGAGGAUUUGGAUUUGUCAAAUUUAAAGAUCCCAACUGUGUGGGAACAGUACUGGCCAGUAGACCUCAUACGUUAGAUGGCCGAAAUAUUGAUCCAAAGCCAUGUACACCUAGGGGGAUGCAGCCCGAACGGACACGGCCAAAGGAAGGAUGGCAGAAAGGAUCCAGGAGCGAUAACAAUAAAUCAAAUAAAAUUUUUGUUGGUGGGAUUCCUCAUAACUGUGGCGAGACUGAGCUCAGGGAAUACUUCAAGAAAUUCGGAGUGGUCACUGAAGUUGUAAUGAUCUAUGACGCAGAGAAACAGAGGCCCCGAGGUUUUGGAUUUAUUACUUUCGAGGACGAACAAUCAGUGGACCAGGCUGUCAACAUGCAUUUUCACGACAUCAUGGGCAAAAAAGUGGAGGUGAAACGCGCGGAACCUCGGGAUAGCAAAAGCCAAACUCCAGGGCCGCCCGGUGCCAGUCAGUGGGGAAGCAGGAUCAUGCCGAGCGCUGCCAAUGGCUGGGCAGGUCAGCCCCCUCCUACCUGGCAGCAAGGCUACGGCCCUCAAGGGAUGUGGGUGCCAGCUGGACAGGCGAUUGGUGGAUACGGACCACCUCCUCCAGGCAGAGGAGCUCCUCCACCGCCACCACCAUUUACCUCAUACAUAGUCUCUACGCCUCCUGGGGGAUUCCCACCUCCGCAAGGAUUUCCACAGGGCUAUGGCACCCCUCCACCAUUUAGUUUUGGUUAUGGUGCUCCUCCUCCUCCACCUGACCAGUUUGCCCCACCUGGAGUACCCCCUCCACCUGCCACUCCAGGGGCAGCACCACUAGCUUUUCCACCACCACCACCACCAUCUCAGGCAACUCAGGACAUGAGCAAACCCCCAACUGCUCAGCCAGAAUUCCCUUACAGUCAAUUUGGGUAUGGACAAGACUUGAGUGGUUUUGGACAAGGUUUCUCUGAUCCCAGCCAGCAACCCCCUCCCUACGGAGGCCCCUCGGUGCAACCAUCCAGUGGCCCACCUGCAGGAGGAAGCGGGUUUGGACGAGGACAGAACCACAACGUGCAAGGAUUUCACCCCUACAGGCGCUAGCGUGGGCUGGCAAUCAGGGAGUUCUGUCCCCACGGGGGGCCUGGGACCAGGCGAGCCCAGGAGCCCCAGACUUCUGAACUUGUGACAAUCACAUACUUGAUGGAAGAAAAACCUAACAACAUUUUUUUGGGGGGUGGGGGAGAUGGCUUCUGAAGGCAACGCUGUGGGUGUUUGGACUGCAGUUUUUAAAUAUUUUCCUUUCUCUAACCCAUCAGCACAAAUAAAGAAAAUGUCACUGGUUCAAACUACAGGGUUUUAAAAAUGUCUUCAGCUUUAAUUCAAAAACUUCAGGUUUCUUUUUUUUGAAAUUAUUUUUCCUGAGCCUUUGUUUUACCGUAUAUUGUAAACUUUUAUGUUUAAAAGAAAAAAAAAUAUA
This is a messenger RNA of Cygnus atratus (black swan), 1695 nucleotides long. RefSeq names its product DAZ associated protein 1 (gene DAZAP1). Gene Ontology annotation, cellular component: cytoplasm. Gene Ontology annotation, molecular function: RNA binding. Bases 90 to 1319 code for a protein of 409 amino acids. The record is from RefSeq and is a predicted model, not a curated record. The transcript has 13 exons. Lineage: Eukaryota; Metazoa; Chordata; Aves; Anseriformes; Anatidae.